GCAAUUUCACCCCCAGCAAGUCUCGGAUCUAUAUCCAUCUUGACUGCUCAGAUCGGACCAGAUUCAGCUCAACUCGAUUCAGUCCCAGCGACCCGAAUUUCCAAAAGCUCUAUCCGAUUCUCAUGAAGCGGAAGCACCCGUGGCCGGAGACAGCUGAAGCAGCUCAGCCAAUUCCCAACGAUGUGUCCCGUAACCUUAGGGUUCGGAGGGUGUUCUCUCCUAACGCCGUGAUUGAAGAAAAUAGCCAACAUUUUGAGCCUGGGUUCAAAAAUCAUAGUCUCGGGUCUUCUGGGGAAGAAUCAACGAAGAAAAUUGGAAUGGUACUGGAGGAUUUGAAAAAUGGCGAAGCUGUUGUGGGUGCCCAAUGCUGCGGAUCCAAAACGGAAGCUGUAAGAGACGAAGGUCUCAACAAGUCAGUCUCAAAAGAGGGUAAUGGAAUUCGUGACAAUAGAAAAGAACCGGGUCAUCCUCCAUUCAAGCUCAUUCGCCCAAAUGAGCCAAGCUCUACAAACAAACAGAUUGUGAAGACAAACUUGUUAAGGAGGGCAGUAGAAUCGUCAAGCUCAUUCAGCUAUAGAAGAUUGCUGCCAUAUCUUAUGGGCUUAAAUGAUGACAAAUCUUGCUCUUCUGAAAUUAAGACCGAGGAUACAUGUCGAGAAUCCAAUGUUCUGGAUGUUGAUAGUAGGAAGUCUAGCUCAUCUCUAGACAAGGGCAACUGUUAUUCUUCUAAAAAUGAGCCCGUGGUUGGACACUCAGAUGAUUGUAAACCCCUGCAUAGUGGAGAAGUGGACAAUGGCGUGUUCAAACUUCCAUGCGAACAACUGGAUAAAAACUGUGGCAGUCUUUCCUUGACUCAAACCGAGCCCAAUGUUGGAUUGCUUAAUGGAAUGGGUAGUGCAACAAGAGAUACUAUUUUGCUGACACCACCUGAUCCUGACAUAUCUACAAAAACUGAUACCAAUGACUCUAAGGCUUGCACAGCUCAAACUCCUCAGCAAAAUGAUAAAAUGUUUCAACAGCAUAGCAGUAAUACGACCUGCACCUUGAAAACUUGUUGCCAGAAUCCUGCUGAUAGAAAUGGCAGUAGUUGGAAGUCCAAAAUGGUUUUGAAUCCUUGUUCUAGAAAGAAGGUUCUGAACCCUCCAUGCUCUGUUAGCUAUGGACAACAGCUUCCAUAUCUGCUGGAUGUUGGAAAUGAUUCUAAAGAUGAGGCAGAUGUUAUAGAAUUGAAAGAUUCUUAUCCUCUGAAGUCACAAGCAUAUACAGCUCAUACAGCAUCUGAAGUCCUUUCUGCAAAUGUAUCUGUUGCCACAUCAAGUUCUAUUAGUGAAUCCAUAAAAAAUCCAACAGACAUUUUGGAGGUAAAUGACGGGCCUUCAGUAGGACACACCUUGUCACAUACUACCAAUCAUCUAGAGACAGAUCUGGCAAACGGUACUAAAAAAACUGAUCAUGGGGAAGUGAGUUGUGACGAAGUUCCAUGUAGCCCUAUUAUUACUGAUGUUGUAUUACCUACAACACCAGAAUUGUCACAGCUUGGAGAAACUAAAUGUGAUGGUGAUGACAUCCAAGAAGUUCACCACGAAGAUAAGACAUAUGUGGAUGGAAGUGAUGUUUCACAUGAAGUGAAGCCAGAUACCUCCACUUCUGCAACAACUCAUACUGUAGAUUCUAGUGAAGAUCUUUUUAAGAGGUCUGCUAUGUCGAUGGAUUCAGAUUCUCAAGGUGACCGUGAAUAUAGAAUUCUAGUAAAUGAAAACACUUCAAGUGAAAGCUCAACAUCUGUUGAAGAAACCAGUCUCACAGUAGCUUGUGCUGCUGGUCAUGCUGAAACUCUGCCGAAGGACUGCAACUCAGCAACCAUACAGCCCGAGCACUUGGAGAAAAACUGCGGUGACCUGGUUGAAACAGUUACUUUUAAUGAAAGCCAGACUGAAAUUCAGACAUUAAACACUUCCACCUCUCAAACUGAGAGUACCAUGAAAGGGGUAUUGAAGAGAAACCCAAGAGGGUGUAGAGGACUAUGCGAGUGCCUUAACUGCAACUAGCAGACAUUCGCAAACUGCUGGGGAGUUCUGCAUCCAUCGAGAACAACUUUUCUCUAUUAGAAACGGCUCAGGUUAAUGAUGCAUGCACUAAAGCACUGCAAGCAGAACAACUAGCAAAAGAACGGCUCAGUGAAAUGAAUGAUGAUCUCCAAUAUCAUUGCAGAACUAGACCUUUGCAGCGUCCAAGGGUAACAUUUUCUAUCUCGGCACCAGACUUGUCAGCUUGUCCCAAGAACAUAACAGAUUGCAAAAGAAAGAGAAGUUGGAACAAUGUGAGGUGAGCUGCUCACAUAUAGACUGAGAAACAAGACAUAAAAACGGGUUUGAAUCAGAAGUAGACUCAGUUGUUCAGUUGACCCGCCAUUUAAACUCCUCCCUGGUUGAAGAAAGUACACUAGGACUUUUUCUUUUAUCAUGCAUGAGACCUACGACACUGAGUUUUAUUUGCACUCUGUUACAAAGGAUAUUCGGGGCAAAAGCUUAUUAAAAUAUAUAUUGGGGGCAAAGCUUUAUAUUUAUAAUAAAUUAUACUUCGGAUU
This is a messenger RNA of Cuscuta campestris, 2587 nucleotides long. The record is from the annotation of a GenBank genome assembly. Lineage: Eukaryota; Viridiplantae; Streptophyta; Magnoliopsida; Solanales; Convolvulaceae.